Messenger RNA from Paramecium tetraurelia, 1266 nucleotides. RefSeq lists its product as uncharacterized. The transcript has 6 exons. The record is from RefSeq and is a predicted model, not a curated record. NCBI's taxonomy places the organism in Eukaryota, Ciliophora, Oligohymenophorea, Peniculida, Parameciidae.
UCUUGUAAUAAAUAUUUUAAUGAAUUGCUUAACACAUAGUGGUGUUUUUAAAUCAUUAUGGACUCGUCCAUUGUAUAAAGCAGGCAAUUUGUAUACUUGGGGUGUUCACAGUUUAGGAUGUGGAAUCAAUCAUGAUUCAUAGAGUGAUCAAUUAAAACCAAGGAGAAUUGAUGCUUUCAAUGGCAAUGUCUAAAAAGUAUAUCCAAGUGAAUACUUUACAGCUGUGAUUACAGAUAAUGGUGAUUUGUAUACAUUUGGUAACAACAAUUAUGGAUAAUUGGGAUUGGGAAACACUGAAGAACAAUAAACACCAUAACUUGUGAAAUACUUUAGAGAUAAGGGAUUAAAGGUUGUAGAUGUAGCAUUGGGAUCAAAUCACGGAGUAGCCUUGGCUUCUGAUGGGAAUGUUUAUACUUGGGGAAGUGCAAAUAAUUCAUUUUUAGAUUAAUUAUUAUGCAGACCUAAUGGAUUAGGUGAUAAUUACACCAAUAAUCUCCUUUAACCAUAAGUUGUCGAGAAAUUGGCUGGAUCAGCUAAGGGUAAAUUUGUGAGUGCUGGCAUUAACUACUCAAUUGUAGUAAAUGAAAACAACCAAGUCUAUGUAUGGGGAGCUGGCAAAAGAGGAGAACUCGGUAAUGGAUGCAGUUUGAACUUCAAAUAUCCUGAAUUGAAUCCCAUUUUUGAAUAAUUAGCUAAAUCUGGCUACACAAUCUAAAAGAUUAAGUCAUGCUUUGCUGGAACAUUGGCAUUAUUAAAUGAAGGAAUUGUAGUAGGAUGGGGAAGAAGUUAUUAUGGUUCUUUGGGAGUCAGAUAAUAAGAAUAUGUUGUCACAGAUUUAGAAAAUUACUCUCCCACACCAGUGAAUUUGAAGUAUUUCCAACCAAACGAAAAGGUUGUGGAUUUCGAUUUAGGAUAUAAUCUUUCUCUCUUCCUAACUGAUUAGAAUAGAAUUUAUCUAUCAGGCUAUGAUGAGACCUAUGUACCAAGACCUAUCGACCUUCCAAAGGAUGAGAAGAUUCUUAAAUUCUCUGCUUCUAAUAACAGCUUUGCCAUUUUAACUGAUAAAAACUUCUACACUUCCAAUGAGUACGUAAUUCCUCAAUAGAAAAGGAAUUUGGGAUUCUUGUUCAAAAGUCAACCAAGAGAAUUGUUUGAGUCUACUAAUAUUGAACAAUUUGGAGGAGGAUAUAGGGUCAGAUAUGCAGUAGUAAAUAAUUGAUAUAAUGCCUACAUCUAAAUCAAUAUAAAAUAAAACAUUAUUUUUUU